GCCAACGUCAACCAAUCCAAACUGUCACAUACAUACAGUUGGCGAGAACGGUAACAUUACUAAAGCGAUAAACCGGUCCUAAGGAUAAAAAGUGAAAUAAUAAUAAUAAAAAGUCGUUUUCGUGGCGUAAACCGAUCAUUUGUCAUUCGAUCGCGCGGCCGCAGUGCAAUUUAGGAAAAUUCGACACGCGAAAAUCCAGUCGGCGGUAGAUGUGAUUUCCUUUGUGAUCGUCGGUUGUUUAUUUCUUCUUCUUCUUUUUUUGUUGUUGUUGUUGUUCCCCCGUGGUUUUGUUGUGGCGGAGGGACAAGUUGAAUUUUCUGUCGGCACAUUUUCACCCGUCGCCCGUCGCGUGUCGUUUGCGAGAGAGAUCCGGGAUCUAGAAGGCGUAGAGCCAUGGCCGACGGCGACGCGAAGGACCGCUUCGAUCCGGAACUGAAAUUCCUUUACGUGGACAGGAACAACUACAACGAUCCGGCCACACAGGCGGAAUGGACGCAAAAGAGGCUGGUGUGGGUGCCGCACGAGAGCCAGGGCUUCGUCGCGGCGAGCAUCAAGGGCGAGAAGGGCGACGAGGUCGAGGUGGAGGUCCAGGAGACCAGCAAGAGGAUGACCGUGCCCAAGGACGACAUACAAAAGAUGAAUCCGCCGAAAUUCGACAAGGUCGAGGACAUGGCCGAGCUCACCUGCUUGAACGAGGCCUGUGUCCUGCACAAUCUCAAAGACAGAUAUUAUUCUGGACUUAUAUACACUUACUCGGGCCUCUUCUGCGUCGUCGUGAAUCCUUACAAGAAGCUACCAAUUUAUACGGAAAAAAUCAUGGAGAGGUAUAAAGGGAUAAAGAGGCACGAGGUGCCGCCUCACGUAUUCGCCAUCACGGACACCGCCUAUCGGUCUAUGCUCCAAGAAAGAGAAGAUCAAUCGAUUCUUUGUACGGGAGAAUCCGGAGCCGGUAAAACCGAGAACACCAAGAAAGUUAUACAGUAUCUGGCUUACGUAGCCGCCUCCAAAUCGCCCAAGGGAUCCGGAGCGCAGAAAGAUCUUAUCGGUGGAUUAGAACAACAACUGCUGCAAGCCAAUCCGAUCCUCGAAGCAUUCGGUAACGCCAAAACCAUAAAAAAUGACAAUUCGUCAAGAUUCGGGAAAUUUAUCAGGAUCAAUUUCGACGCGUCCGGUUACAUCGCAGGCGCCAACAUAGAAACGUAUUUAUUGGAAAAAUCCCGUGCCAUUCGACAAGCGAAAUUCGAACGAACCUUCCACAUAUUCUACCAACUCCUAGCCGGCGCUUCGGAAGCUCAAAGAAAGGAGUUCAUCCUGGAGGACCUGCGCUCCUACAGCUUCCUGCGCGAGGACAAUCACAUCGUGCCCGGCGUCGACGACGCCCAGGAGUUCCAGGGCACCGUCAAGAGCAUGCACAUCAUGGGCAUGACGAACGAGGACUUCGCCGCCAUCUUUCGCGUCGUCUCCGCCGUCAUGCUCUUCGGCAAGAUGGAGUUCAAGCAGGACCGCAACUCCGACCAGGCGACGUUGCCCGACAACACCGUCGCCCAGAAGAUCGCCCAUCUGCUCGGCCUGUCGGUCACCGACAUGACGCGCGCCUUCCUCAAGCCGCGCAUCAAGGUCGGCCGCGACUUCGUCACCAAGAGCCAGACCAAGGAGCAGGUCGAGUUCGCCGUGGAGGCGGUCUCGAAGGCUUGUUACGAGCGAAUGUUCAAAUGGCUCGUCACCAGGAUCAAUCGAUCGUUGGGUAGGACUAAACGACAGGGCGCUAGCUUCAUAGGUAUACUCGAUAUAGCCGGUUUCGAGAUAUUCGAUUUGAAUUCCUUCGAGCAGUUGUGUAUAAAUUACACGAACGAAAAGUUACAGCAGCUGUUCAAUCACACGAUGUUCAUUUUGGAGCAGGAGGAGUACCAAAGGGAGGGCAUCGAAUGGAAGUUUAUCGAUUUCGGUUUGGAUUUACAACCGACGAUCGAUUUGAUCGACAAACCGAUGGGCAUUAUGGCUCUGUUAGACGAAGAAUGUCUGUUCCCCAAAGCCACCGAUAAAACGUUUGUGGAGAAAUUGGUGACGGCCCAUUCGGUGCAUCCGAAAUUCAAGAAGAGCGACUUCCGCGGCGUCGCCGACUUCUCCAUCAUCCACUACGCCGGCAAGGUCGAUUACUGCGCCAACCAGUGGCUGAUGAAGAACAUGGAUCCGCAGAACGAGAACGUCGUCUCGCUGCUGCAAGCCUCGCAAGAUCCGUUCGUCGUGCACAUUUGGAAGGACGCCGAGAGCCUGGGCAGGGCCAAGGGCAUGUUCCGCACCGUGUCGUACCUCUACAAAGACCAACUGGCCAAUUUGAUGGUGACGUUGCGCAACACCAAUCCGAACUUCGUGCGCUGCAUCAUCCCGAACCACGACAAACGGGCCGGCAAGAUCGACGCGCCGCUGGUGUUGGACCAGCUGCGCUGCAACGGCGUGUUGGAGGGCAUCCGCAUCUGCAGGCAGGGCUUCCCCAAUCGCAUACCGUUCCAGGAGUUCCGGCAGCGCUACGAGCUGCUCACGCCGAACGUCAUCAACAAGGGCUUCAUGGACGGCAAGAAGGCCUGCGAGGCGAUGAUCAAGUCGCUCGAAUUGGACAAGAACCUGUACCGCGUCGGACAGUCGAAGAUCUUCUUCAGGGCGGGCGUGCUGGCGCACCUCGAAGAGGAGCGAGACUACAAAAUCACCGAUUUGAUCGUCAACUUCCAGGCCUUCUGCAGGGGAUUCCUGUCGAGGAGGAACUACCAGAAGCGGGUGCAACAGCUCAACGCCAUACGCAUCAUCCAGAGGAAUUGCUCGGCGUAUUUGAAGCUCAGGAACUGGCAAUGGUGGCGAUUGUACACCAAAGUCAAACCGCUGCUGGAGGUGACCAAGCAAGAGGAGAAGCUCAUGCAGAAGGAGGACGAGCUCAAGCAGGUGAAAGAUAAAUUGGAUUUUCAAAUUAAAACGUCCGAGGAAUACCAGAAGAAGUACCAGCAAGCGCAAGAGGAGAAGACCAUGAUACAGGAACAGCUGCAAGCCGAGGUCGAAUUGUGCGCCGAAGCCGAGGAGAUGCGGGCCAGACUGACCGCUCGCAAGCAAGAAUUAGAAGAAAUUUUGCACGAUCUCGAAGCGAGGAUCGAAGAAGAAGAGGAACGCAACACGACGCUCAACACCGACAAGAAGAAACUGCAACUCACCAUACAGGAUUUGGAAGAGCAACUGGAAGAAGAGGAGGCGGCCAGGCAGAAACUCCAACUGGAAAAAGUCCAGUGCGACAAUAAGAUCAAGAAACUCGAAGAGGACCUCGCCCUCAGCGACGACAUCAACCAGAAACUCCAGAAGGAGAAGAAGGUCUUCGAAGAACGAAGCAACGAUUUGAGCCAAGCCCUAGCCGAAGAGGAAGAAAAGGCCAAGCACCUGACGAAAUUGAAAACGAAACACGAAACCACCAUCGCCGAAUUGGAGGAGCGUUUGCUCAAAGACCACCAACAGCGGCAAGAAACCGAUCGUUCGAAGCGAAAAAUCGAAACCGAAGUCAACGAUCUCAAAGAGCAAAUCAACGAGAAACGCGUCCAAAUCGAGGAGCUCCAACUGCACCUGGGCAAGCGCGAAGAGGAACUCGCCCAGGCCAUGGUGAAAGUCGACGAAGAGGGCGCCCAGAAGGCGCUCGCCCAGAAAGCCCUCCGGGAGCUCGAGAGCCAGCUCGCCGAGCUGCAGGAGGACCUCGAGGCCGAGAAGGCGGCCCGCAGCAAAGCGGAAAAGAUGAAGCGCGACCUCAACGAGGAGCUCGAGGCGCUCAAGAACGAGCUGCUCGACUCGCUCGACACCACCGCCGCCCAGCAGGAGUUGCGCUCGAAGCGCGAACAGGAACUGGCGGCGCUGAAGAAGUCGCUCGAAGAGGAGGCGAGCACGCACGAGGUGUCGCUGGCCGACAUGCGGCACAAGCACUCGCAGGAGCUCGCCUCGCUCAACGAGCAACUCGAGAACCUGAAGAAGGCCCGGGCGAACCUCGAGAAGGCCAAGCAGAGCCUCGAGGCCGAGAACGCCGAUCUGACCAGCGAGCUGAGGAACGUCGGCGCCAGCAGACAAGAAGGCGAAAGGCGACGCAAACAAGCCGAAAGUCAACUAGCGGAAUUCUCCGCCAAACUCAUCGAAGUCGAUCGAUCGAAGGUCGAAUUGCAGGAGAAGACGGUGAAGCUGCAACAGGAACUGGAGAACGUCGUCCAACAAUUAGAAGCCACCGAACUCAAAGCUUCAGCGGCGGCCAAAAACCAGGCGACCAUCGAGUCGCAAUACGCCGACGCGCAACAGGCGCUCGAAGAAGAGACCAAGCAGAAGCUCGCCCUCAGCUCGAAGCUGCGCCAAUUGGAAUCCGACAAGGAGGCGCUGCAAGAGCAAAUGGAAGAGGAGGAGGAGGCGAAGAAGAACAUGGAGAAGCAGGUCAACCUGCUCGUCGCCCAAUUGGCCGAGGCGAAGAAGAAGGCCGACGACGAGGCCGAACAAUCGGCCAUACUCGAAGAGAGCAAAAAGAAGCUCGCCAAGGAUUUGGAGUUGCUACAAAGGCAAGUCGAAGAAUUGACGGCCGCCAACGAUAAAUUGGAGAGGAGCAAAAAGAAGAUUGCCGCCGAAUUGGAAGACGCCAACAUCGAUUUGGAAACGCAAAGGCAAAAGGUAUCGGAAUUGGAGAAGAAGCAGAAGAACUUCGAUAAGAUACUGGCCGAAGAGAAGGCGAUCAGCGAGCAACUCGCCGCCGAGAAGGACGUGGUGGAGAAAGAGGCCAGAGACAAGGAGACGCUCGUGUUGUCGCUGAAGCGUGAGCUCGACGAUUCGAACGUGAAAAUCGAGGAAUUGGAGCGGACGAGACGGCAGCUGCAGGGCGAGCUCGACGAGCUGGUGAACAACCAAGGCACCGCCGACAAGAACGUGCACGAGCUCGAAAAGGCGAAGCGCUCGCUCGAGAGCCAACUCACCGAGCUCAAGGCGCAAAACGAGGAGCUCGAGGACGAGCUCCAGCUCACCGAGGACGCCAAGCUCCGCCUGGAAGUGAACAUGCAGGCGUUGCGCGCCCAAUUCGAGCGCGACGUCCAGCUGAAGGAGGAGCAGGCCGAAGAGAAGCGGCGCGGCAUCGUCAAGCAGCUGCGCGACCUCGAGGCCGAGCUGGACGAGGAGCGCAAGCAGCGCGCCGCCGCCGUCAGCGCCAAGAAGAAGAUGGAGGGCGACGUGAAGGAGCUGGAGGGCCAGAUCGAGUUGCACUGCAAGGUCAAAGAGGACGCGCUCAAGCAGCUGAAGAAGUCGCAGCAACAGUGCAAGGAGGCCGUCAGGGACGCCGAGGAGAGCCGGGCGGCGCGCGACGAAUACGCCGCCGCCAGCAAGGAGGCCGAGCGGAAGGUGAAAACGCUCGAGGCGGAGGUGUUGCAGCUCACCGAAGAUCUCGCCAAUUCGGAGAAAUCGAGGCGUACGGCAGAGGCCGAACGCGAAGAACUAUUAGAGGAAAUUAACAACAGUAUUAGUAAAGGUAGCGCCCUCGUCGACGAGAAGCGCAGGUUGGAAACGAGAAUAGCGACGUUGGAGGAGGAGAUCGAAGAGGAGCAGAACAACAACGAAAUAUUACAGGACAGGGUGAGAAAGGCGCAACUUACCAUCGAGCAACUCACCGCCGAAGUGUCGAGCGAACGAUCGGCCGCCCAGAAACAGGAAUCGCAGAAGCUGUUGCUCGAACGGCAAAACAAGGAGCUCAAAGCGAAACUGGCCGAACUGGAGACGGCCCAAAGGACGAAGACCAAAGCGCACAUCGCCGCUUUGGAAAGCAAAAUAUCCAAUUUCGAAGAGCAACUCGACGUGGAGGCCAAGGAGCGGCUGGUGCAGCAGAAGAACAACCGCAAAUUGGAGAAGAAGAUCAAGGAGUUGGUGAUGCAGGUGGACGACGAGCGCCGGCACGCCGACCAGUACAAGGAGCAGGUGGAGAAGGCGAACGGGCGCGUCAAGAUGCUGAAGCGGCAAUUGGACGAGGCCGAGGAGGAGGUGACGCGGGAGAAGGCGCAGAAGCGGAAGGCGCAGCGCGAGUGCGAGGAUAUGCUCGAGUCGCACGAAUCGAUGACCAGGGAAAUUAAUAAUCUUAAGAGCAAAUUAAGGCGAGGUACGAUGGGCAUUUCUUCGUCGAGACUGAGCACGACGAAACGCGGAUCGAUUCAAACGAGCGGAAACGGUUCGGGAGACGAUUCGACCACUCAAGACGAGGCCAUGGACGGAGACGAUGCUCCUAAUUAGACGCUUUUUUUCGUCGUUUCCCGUUAAUUUAUCACGGUUAUUUUUUUUAAUUUCCGAGCGAAUUAACCGCUUUUUUUAUUUUACCCGAGCAAAUCGCUUCUUGUACAUAAUUAUUAUUUGUCUAGUACUUAGCAAACGCAUUUAUAUUUGUUUAGAUUAAGGUUUAUUUAAUUUCCAAAUUAUACCGUUAUAGAUUUAGUAUAAAAGUUUUUUUAGAAACGUGGGUGGGUGAAAUGUAUAAAUAUGUUAUUCUAUUAAUUUAGAAAUGGACACUAAUCUAAACAAUUAUGAGUUACAAAGUGGCCAGAAGCAUUUAUUUAUUUUUUAAGGCCUGCUAUUGGAUUUUUUUUUCUUUUCGUUUGGGAACACAAGGUGUUUGUUUUUUGCUGGCAAACCCGCGUGUAUUAAUUUACACAUUCAAUUAAGUUAAGCUUUUAUUUAUAAAAAUUUUUAUUAACCAUUAUUACGCCUCCUGUUUAUUAUGUAUGUUUCUAUUAUAACCCGAUGACAAGUAUUUUGUUUAAUUAUGUAUGUACCAGUUUUUUUAAUUUCUCUAUCAAUUUUAUAAGGAUUAAUAAUGCUAAUAACAUAUGAAACUUAACCUUUUGAUACGCAUAUUUUGUAGAAUAUAUAUUUUGUAAAGACAACAAGUUUUAGUCCGACGAGAUUUUGAUAAACACGUUUUUGUAUAAACGAAGAAUUUUCAUGCAUUUUGUAAAUAUCUCUAAGCAUAAUUGUGAGGGAUCAGGGCUCUAUUCAUUAUUUUUACUAAGUUGAAUAAAAUUAUAUG
Messenger RNA from Phyllotreta striolata, 7057 nucleotides. NCBI's taxonomy places the organism in Eukaryota, Metazoa, Arthropoda, Insecta, Coleoptera, Chrysomelidae. The record is from the annotation of a GenBank genome assembly.